AUGUCAGUCUCUGCAAUCGGUUUCGAAGGCUACGAGAAGCGUCUCGAAGUCUCCUUCUUUGAGCCGAGUCUCUUCCUCGACACUCACGGCAAAGGACUCCGCGCCUUGUCCAAAUCCCAGAUCGACGAGAUCCUUGCACCAGCUGAGUGCACCAUCGUUUCAUCUCUCUCCAACGAUGAACUCGACUCUUAUGUCCUCUCUGAGUCCAGCCUCUUUAUCUUCCCUUACAAGAUCGUCAUCAAGACUUGCGGGACUACCAAGCUCCUCCUCUCUAUUGAACCUCUCUUGAGGUUGGCUGGUGAGCUUUCUCUUGACGUUAAGUCCGUGAGGUACACUCGUGGAAGCUUCCUCUGUCCUGGAGGUCAGCCGUUUCCUCACCGUAACUUCUCUGAAGAGGUUUCGGUUCUUGAUGGUCACUUUGCUGAGAUGGGUUUGAGCAGUGUUGUCUACUUGAUGGGUGAUGAUGAUGAAACCAAGAAGUGGCAUGUUUACUCUGCCUCUGCGAAGAACUCUAACAGCGACAAGAAUGUCUACACUCUCGAGAUGUGUAUGACUGGUCUAGAUAAAGACAAGGCAUCUGUGUUCUACAAGAGCGAGUCAAGCUCUGCUGGCUCCAUGACUGAUAACUCUGGUAUCAGGAAGAUUCUUCCUCAAUCCCAAAUCUGCGACUUUGAGUUUGAGCCGUGCGGCUACUCGAUGAACAGCGUCGAAGGUGACGCAAUCUCUACUAUCCAUGUGACCCCUGAAGACGGAUUCAGCUACGCUAGCUUUGAGGCGGUGGGAUACGAUUUUACAACCAUGGACUUGAGCCACCUUGUUUCUAAGGUGCUAACUUGCUUCGAGCCGAAGCAAUUCUCAGUGGCGGUACACUGUAGCGUGGAACAGAAGAGCUACGACUCUGGUCUCUCCGUGGACCUAGAGGAUUAUGGAUGCAGAGAGACAACUUUGGAGUCUCUAGGAGAAGAGAGAGGAAGUGUGAUGUAUCAGAGGUUUGAGAGGCUGGGAAGGUAUUGUGGUUCUCCGAGAUCUACUUUGAAAUGUGAGUGGAGCAGCAACAGUAGCUGCACUAGCGAGGACGAGAAGGAUGAGGGAAUCUAA
Eruca vesicaria subsp. sativa (arugula) is the source of this 1098-nucleotide messenger RNA. NCBI's taxonomy places the organism in Eukaryota, Viridiplantae, Streptophyta, Magnoliopsida, Brassicales, Brassicaceae. The record is from the annotation of a GenBank genome assembly.